Messenger RNA from Penicillium odoratum, 1203 nucleotides. Its product is annotated as rRNA-processing protein LAS1. Gene Ontology annotation, biological process: maturation of LSU-rRNA; maturation of 5.8S rRNA. The coding region runs from base 1 to 1203 and encodes 400 amino acids. NCBI's taxonomy places the organism in Eukaryota, Fungi, Ascomycota, Eurotiomycetes, Eurotiales, Aspergillaceae. The record is from RefSeq and is a predicted model, not a curated record. Gene Ontology annotation, cellular component: Las1 complex; preribosome, large subunit precursor. The transcript has 4 exons. Gene Ontology annotation, molecular function: endonuclease activity.
AUGGCUAAAGUCAUUUUCACAGCAUGGAAGAACAAGGCGCAGUUGGCCGAGGUGCGCAACGAGUUUUAUCCUUCGCCGUCAUAUGAUGGCCCCGACAUGCGCACUCAUGCUUGUGCAGUGGUGGAAGCUUGGAAACUACGUGGCAACGUCCCGCAUCAUGUUGAGGCGACGGCCCUUUUGACGGACGCCAUUCUCCACGAUGACGCGCAGAUGAAUUCGAUUUUCUCAAUUCGAGCUACCUACUCUGCUGCAUUCUGUCGAUUCGUGACUGGCCUCGUCGACUCUAAGGUUCAAGGCCCUCGCAAGACUAUGUUCCAGCGUGCUGCAGACUUGGGAUUACCUGCAUCCUUUGUUGAGCUGCGUCAUGAGGCGACUCACCGCGAACCACCAUCCCUGGUUGUUCUUCGCAAGGCUUCUCAGCGCUCUCUCGAGUGGCUCUGGGACAACUACUGGGCUAAUAUCGAUGAUCUAGGCGCUUUUUCCAAUGUUGAUCAUGAGAAUAGCGCAUCUGUCCAGAGUGCCCUGACUCGUGUUUUGAAGGAAUUCUCCACUGGCUCCGUGCCUGCGGAGCCACAGCGCAAGAAGCGGAAGCGCGACCAGGAGGUCUCUAUUUCGACAGAUCUGAUUUCAUUUUGUGGCGCGUCAAGCGAGGCUGUGAAAUUACUACCUACUGUCCUUUUGGAGGAGUAUAUCUUGGUUGAUUCCGAGCGAAAAAUUGGAGAGUCUAUGAAUAACCUCUUCGAUAAGUGGGAUCCUGUCUUACAGAAGAUUACUGAACACCACCCCUCGUUCUUGAUGUACUUGUCGGAGGAUUUGAUACACAAGCUGCUUUUCGAUGUCACGAGGGAUUCGCCAAAGGACGCUGUUGCCGAGGGCUUAUUUUUAUGGUUGACUCAUAUCUUGACCUCCGCUUCCUGGGCGUCUCACCAACCAUACUGCUCUCGCAGUUACAUUCUCACUGCCUGCGAUGAAAACCCGAACCACUGGGCCCAGAUGCUGAGCGAUAGGUUACGCGAGCAUGGUGGCGUGCGAAAGAGCAACGCUACCUCUGGACGAACCUCCAAAGGCUCCUCUGCGAAGAGAAGUGCACACCAGAAUGGCGAUCGUCAUGUCUCGGGUGUUGAUGAGAAGCUUCUUACACAUGGCUGGGGGCUUGUUGAAAAAUGGGAUAGCCGAGCUUUGGGUGUUGCAUCGGCUCACUAG